Messenger RNA from Juglans regia (Persian walnut), 957 nucleotides. Its product is annotated as protein DCL homolog, chloroplastic-like. The transcript is spliced from 3 exons. The coding region runs from base 127 to 720 and encodes 197 amino acids. NCBI's taxonomy places the organism in Eukaryota, Viridiplantae, Streptophyta, Magnoliopsida, Fagales, Juglandaceae. Gene Ontology annotation, biological process: chloroplast rRNA processing; chloroplast organization. Gene Ontology annotation, cellular component: chloroplast. The record is from RefSeq and is a predicted model, not a curated record.
CGUCUCGCUAAUACUCAUCUCUUCUCGGUCUUACCUCCGCCCCGGAUCUCCAGACAAAGUGAGUCGCUCACUAUCACCCUAUGAUCGAUAACGAGCUCCGCCAAUCCUAAUCCCACUCCCAUCUCCAUGGCCGCUCCUCUGCUUCUCAGAGGUCUUCCACUCCUCCGCCUCCGACUCCACCAACACCAGUACAGUGCCGCCGCCGGUAUCUUCUCGACGCCGCGCCGUCCCUGGUGCACCGCCGCAGAGCCGAGUGGGGCCGACGAGAGUUUAUCCUCUACGGACAAAUCAACCCCAGCUUGGAGCGCCGGAGACCCUCCGAAGUACCCUCGGUGGGACGACCCUGACUACCGCUGGAAAGAUAAAGAGGCCGAGAUUCUCAAAGACAUCGAGCCCAUCACUUCGCUAACCAAAGAGAUUCUCCACUCCGGCAGGUACGUAGAUGGGGAACGUCUAACAGUCGAAGAUGAGAAAGCUGUGUUAGAGAAGCUUCUUGCUUAUCAUCCACAUUCUGAAGAUAAAAUUGGAUGUGGACUUGAUUCUAUAAUGGUUGAUCGGCAUCCCCAAUUUAAACGGUCAAGAUGCCUCUUUGUCGUUAGAACUGAUGGCGGAUGGAUAGACUUCUCAUAUCAAAAGUGCCUUCGAGCAUACAUUCGAGAUAAGUACCCAUCCCAUGCAGAAAGGUUCAUUCGAGAACAUUUCAAACGUGGUAGCGGUUGAUAUUAGUUAGCCCAAAGGCUUACAAGUUUUAAUAUCACUAGAGAUGGUCAUGAUAUGUCCAUUUUGUUUUUCGUUUUGUUUCCCUUAUGUGGCAAGAGAACAUGCAUUUUGGUUUCAGUGACUAUACAUAUAGCCUAGAUCUGCAAAUUGUCAAUGCGGUAGAUAAUCCUUGACCGGGACUUAAAGUUUGUUUACACAUGAAGACAGGAAAUGAUUGAAGUUGGCUGUUUUUGUUGA